Suillus paluster is the source of this 2088-nucleotide messenger RNA. RefSeq lists its product as uncharacterized. NCBI's taxonomy places the organism in Eukaryota, Fungi, Basidiomycota, Agaricomycetes, Boletales, Suillaceae. Gene Ontology annotation, molecular function: GTP binding. The transcript is spliced from 3 exons. Bases 261 to 1916 code for a protein of 551 amino acids. The record is from RefSeq and is a predicted model, not a curated record.
CAUUACAUCACAUAAUCGGGUCCACCAAAUCUUGACGGACAUGAAUAGAAGCGUACAGCACUCGAUGAUUGGACGGACCCUGCACCUCGUUAAACGCGAGAGAAUAGCACUUCCACGCGAGGCCGACAAAUACAACACGCUGCACAAAAGACCAGAACCACAAAACGUGUCCAACACGCGUGCGCCUCGGCUCGUGAACAACAUGUGCCCACCGGCGAGGCAUAGCGUACAUAUACCAUGACCUUUCGCCACCAAAGCCCAUGAAUUUUGGAUCCAUUGGCAUCGAUUCCCAUUCUCAGGACAUGAAGAGAUUUGAAAGGCGCGAAGACGCACCCCCAGACCCUGCCGCGCGGCCUCAAGUCCUCGAUUCGCAACAACAACCACCAAAUCUCCCACCCAAAAGCGAUCCCGCAAGACCUGAUGACCUUAGCAGACAGCGCGCACCAGCUGAACUCAUCCCCGAAGACCGUGACCGCGAUCGCUUGAGGCAGCGCCCCUCUCCAGUAGAGGAUCGCGGAAAACAACGGGCACCAACCGAGCUCCCGCCCGAAGACCGCACCAGGCAGCGCCCAUCUGCCGCAGAAGACCGGGGCAAACAACUUGCACCAGCGGAGCUCAUCCCCGAAGACCGUGCUAGGCAGCGCCCAUCCCCGGGAGAUGACCGCGGGAAACAACGUGCACCAGCUGAGCCCUUCCCUGAAGACCGCGACCGCACGAAACAGCGCCCACCCCCCACAGAUGACCGCGGCAGACAACGCGCCCCCGCGCAGGCCCCACAAUACAAUGAGCGCUCCCCCCUCUUCACACCUCCCCCGUCGCACGCAACCGCAGGCCCAAGCCGCGGGUAUGACGCAUAUAGAUACAACCAGCCCUCGCCCGCUAACUCAGAUGACAUCGUCAUCACAGACAACCGCACGCAGCCUCGGCCUCAGCCUAAAACAGGCUUCUGGGCGCGGCUCACAGGUACCACGAGAGACAGGGGUGAUCCAGAGCCCGUGAACACACACACACGCGGCCGGCUCCCCCCACAGCCCUCCCUCCCCAAUGUCCUGCUCUUUGGCGAGCGCGGCGCAGGCAAAAGUUCUCUUAUCGACAUGCUUGCCGGCCAGGACAUCUCCCGUCUAUCUGACCCAGGCCUUGCAGCAUUCGCGAGCAGGGGUUAUGUUGUCAAUAUGGGCGGGCGGGAGGUGAUGUUGUGGGACUCGGUGGGGCUGCACAAGGAGGAUGACCACGAUACGAUUUCGGAGGGUGCUGCAAGGAACUUGCAGGGGUUGAUACAGAAUCUGCAUAGUGGCGUCAACCUCCUCGUGUACUGCAUCAACGCCGCGCGCGUGAGCGAGGCUCUGGAUGUCAAUUACGAUGCAUUUUAUCGCAUCAUCGCAGGCAAGAAGGUACCUGUGGUGCUUGUCGUGACGGGUUUGGAGAACAAGGAUCCAAUGGAGGGGUGGUGGAAGGAGAACGAAGCCGAAUUUAAGAGGCACGGGCUGACGUUCGAUGGGCACGCCUGCAUCACCACUACCAGAGGGAAACCGCUCAAGGACGGUCCUGGCUACUGGCACGACGAGUUAUAUGAACAAUCCAGACUGGCUGUUAGGGAGUUGAUCAAGGCUAAACUUGGUGCAGCCGUUAUCAUUCGGGAGGAAGGAAAACUAGCGGAGCUGAGGGAGCUUUUACGAGAGCGGAACGGGAUUGUGACGAGCCAAAACGGAAAUAAAGGAAAGAAGGCGUGGAGUCUAGGAGAAACGGGGGGUAAUAGAGAAGUGAAUGGUGGCUACGAAAGCACGCAUGACCAGCAGUGGGACGAUGACAGGGCAGACAGAAUAGAACGAGAAGGCAGGACAGCAUCGUUAGCUUUACUGGGUGGGUUAUUUGCCGUAUUUAUUUUCUUACAGUCAGGCGUCAUCAGUUGCUUCUGAUUACGAGACCUUCGGACACGUAUCAGCGUUUUCAUAUGCCAAUCACACUCACUGGUUCAUCGCACCUGUCACCGGCAGAAAAAACUAGAUAAAGCUAAAAGUUCAGUGUCAAGGACCGAUCCAUUCUGAGCAAAGGGGGUUAUACAAAACCUAUAAGUUAAUACACUCUGCA